Molecule: messenger RNA, 1212 nt
Organism: Cercospora beticola
Lineage: Eukaryota; Fungi; Ascomycota; Dothideomycetes; Mycosphaerellales; Mycosphaerellaceae
Molecular function (GO): glycosyltransferase activity
Source: RefSeq, a predicted model, not a curated record
AUGAGCGGCGUUUCUGGUUACGAUGUACCUCCCAUGUACAAAGACAAGAUUACUCCGCGUCAGCGACCGGACCCCCGUACUGACUCUGAGAUCCUCUCUGAACUCAGCAAACACAUCGAGGUAACUUCCGAGAAGAACAUAUGGUGCUUUUGGGACUCUGGACUUGACAAUCUUCCAAAUUGGUGUCGUCACAAUGUACUCAAUUGGGCACGCAUUUGCGACUCAACAUGGACAGUCCGUCUCGUCCAUAAAGUCCCGGGCAAGCCGAACUAUGCAUUGGACUGGAUUACACCCGCUGAGAAUCUCCUUCCACCGGCUUUUGUGGACAACACCAUGACAGGCCCUUACGUUGGUCAGCACUCAGCGGACUUGCUGAGAGUGGCUUUGAUCUGGAAGUACGGUGGCGUGUGGCUGGACGUCGGAGUCAUCCUCUUCAUGGACCUUGACCGGCUUUGCUGGAACCGACUGUCUUCUCCCGAAAGCCCUUAUGAGAUGUGUACAGCGUGGUCAAAUCAGACUUUUAUUGGAAAUCAUUUCAUCGCUGGGCGCAAAGGAACAGAGUUCUUGCUCAAGUGGCAACUGCUCUUCUCGCAUCUGUGGAAAGGCCGGACAUCCUGUGACGGAUUAUUUGGACACCCUCUCAUGCAUUGGCGUGCGGGUCUACCUUCUGACCAAAGCAUAGCGCUGAAGUUCAAAUGGCCAUUUAAUGUCCCUCUGACGACACUCGUCGAUUAUACGGCGCAUAUCUCAUGCUUCGGGCGAGUGGCAAAUCUACAGGAGCCAGAAAGCGGAUUUGAUGGCAAGACGUUCUGGCAUGAGAAGGUUCUGAAGAUUGAUGCGCUUGACGAAUGCUGGAGGGCCGAGAAGUUAAUUGGGUUCAAUGGACAGGACCUUUUUGAUUUACUGAAUCUGCGAAAGCCAGCCGCAGAUGCGGACCAGGAGCGAUACCAAAAGGCGGAAAAUUUGGUCUGGGAUCUACUAUCCAGUGCUAGCAUGCAGAAGGUCGCCCAUGGAAAGAAGUUGUUUGCUACGCCAGCGCUCGGAACUCUCUGGGACGAAAUGGAACGUGCAGGCGGAGGUUCUGGAGAGGAUACGCUUGCGAAGCUGUUGAGAGAUGGCAGCGUCUACUUCGAGCAAUCCAGACGGGAGCCAGAUUAUAUCGAAGUAGAGAAGCUCGAUUUCGUGCUUCGAAAGGGGCUGCUGGAAGAGUGA